Molecule: messenger RNA, 2854 nt
Organism: Eublepharis macularius
Lineage: Eukaryota; Metazoa; Chordata; Lepidosauria; Squamata; Eublepharidae
Gene: EOMES
Product: eomesodermin
Exons: 6
Coding region: 1-1995 (664 amino acids)
Biological process (GO): regulation of transcription by RNA polymerase II; CD8-positive, alpha-beta T cell differentiation involved in immune response; positive regulation of DNA-templated transcription
Cellular component (GO): nucleus
Molecular function (GO): DNA-binding transcription factor activity, RNA polymerase II-specific; RNA polymerase II cis-regulatory region sequence-specific DNA binding
Source: RefSeq, a predicted model, not a curated record
AUGCAGCUGGGGGAGCAGCUCCUGGGCGGUGCGCCUGCCCUGCCCGGCGCGCCCUUCUACCCGCUGGAGAGCGCCGCGGGCCGCGCCGGCCCCUCCGCGCGCCACCUGGGCCCCGCGUCGCCGCCGCGCCUCGACCUGGACAAGGCGGCCAAGAAGUUCGGCGGCGGCGGCGGGGGCGCCUCGGGCCUGCUGGGCGAGGGCGAGGCGGGCGAGGCGCCCUUCGCCGCCGCCGCCCAGGGGCCCGCCAAGGCCGGCCCGGAGGGGGGCCGCAAGAGCCCCGCCGAGGAGGAGGCGCUGCCGCCGGCGCGCUACCCGCUGGACGGCCUCAGCCCCGAGCGCUACUACCUGCCCUCGCCCGGCCCGCAGGGCGCCGCCGACGCGCUGGGCGGGCCCUGCGCCCUCUUCCCCUAUGCGGCGGCGGGCGGCGGCCAGGCCGGCUCCAUGUACCAGCCGGCCGGCGGGGCGCGCUACCCCUACGGCUCGGUGCUGUCCCCGCCGCCGGGCGGUUUCUCGGCGGCGGCGGGCCGGGCUCCCUUCGCGGCCGCCGGCGCCUACCAGUACGGGCAGGGCGCCCCUCCGGGCGGCCUCUACGGGCCCUACCCGGCGGCGGCGGCGGCGGCCGGCUCGUGCGGCGGGCUGGGCGGGCUGGCCCUGGGCGGCGGGCCGGGGGGCCUCCGCGCCCAGGUCUUCCUCUGCAACCGGCCGCUCUGGCUCAAGUUCCACCGGCACCAGACCGAGAUGAUCAUCACCAAGCAGGGCAGGCGGAUGUUUCCCUUCCUGAGCUUCAACAUUACUGGCCUCAAUCCCACAGCCCACUAUAACGUCUUUGUGGAAGUGGUGUUGGCGGAUCCUAACCAUUGGCGCUUCCAAGGGGGGAAAUGGGUGACUUGUGGCAAGGCAGACAACAACAUGCAAGGCAAUAAGGUUUAUGUUCAUCCUGAAUCUCCCAAUACUGGAGCCCACUGGAUGAGGCAGGAGAUCUCUUUUGGGAAACUGAAACUGACAAAUAACAAGGGAGCCAAUAAUAAUAAUACUCAGAUGAUAGUUCUGCAGUCACUGCACAAAUAUCAGCCUCGACUUCACAUUGUGGAAGUGACAGAAGAUGGUGUUGAAGAUAUUAAUGAUUCUUCUAAGACGCAGACAUUUAAUUUUCCUGAAACACAAUUCAUAGCAGUCACUGCCUAUCAGAACACUGAUAUCACACAGCUUAAAAUUGACCAUAAUCCUUUUGCAAAAGGUUUCCGGGACAACUAUGAUUCCAUGUACACAGCUUCAGAAAAUGACAGAUUAACUCCAUCUCCCACGGAUUCUCCUAGAUCCCACCAGAUUGUCCCAGGAGCCCGGUACAGCGUACAGCCCUUCUUCCAGGAACAAUUUGUCAACAACUUGCCACCCGCUAGAUUUUAUAAUGGGGAAAGAACUGUACCUCAAACAAAUGGCCUCCUCUCUCCUCAACAGAAUGAAGAGGUGGCCAACCCCCCACAGCGGUGGUUUGUCACACCAGUCCAACAGCCUGGAGCCAACAAACUCGACAUGAACGCUUAUGAGACUGACUACUCUGCUAGUACCCUUCUUCCAUAUGGCAUAAAAUCCCUCCCUCUUCAGACAUCCCAUGCCUUGGGCUACUAUCCUGAGCCAACUUUUUCCUCCAUGGCAGGAUGGGGAAGCAGAGGCUCUUAUCAGAGGAAAAUGUCUACUGGCUUACCGUGGACUUCCAGAGCAAGUCCUCCAAGUUUCUCGGAAGACCUGAUUUCCAAGGAGAAAGUGAAAGAAGAAAUGGGGUCAUCCUGGAUAGAGACGCCGCCGUCCAUAAAGUCUCUAGAUUCGAAUGAUUCGGGAGUCUACACCAGUGCUUGUAAAAGGAGACGACUCUCCCCAAGCACCUCAAGCAAUGAAAAUUCUCCAACUAUGAAGUGUGAGGAUAUUAAUGCAGAGGACUUUGGCAAAGACUCUUCAAAAGGCAUGGGUUAUUAUGCUUUCUACACUAGUUCUUAAGAGCUUUGAGGUCCGGACUUCAUGUAAAAAUGUGACUGGCUAUAUAUAUAUUUUUUCCAGUGGUGGUAUCAAGAUCUUUUGCAUAAAUGUUGCCAAAGGAACUUUAUUUCCCACCUUUAAAAUGUUUUUGUGCAAUUCUAUAGAAGGUGCCAAAGCUUUUUUGACUGACCUUUUGCAGGUAAAAAAAAGGGGGGGGAGAAGUAGGAUAGCACUCAAAACAAUUUGGGUCUCUCCUUCUCAAGGGAACUGGAUAGUCUGUAAGCACAUUCUUGAUAUUUUCGGGGAGGCUACAUUAAAGAAGUAUGGUUUUGACUAGUUAGCAAUUGCUUUGUACAACCAAGAUUUUUUUUGAAGUUCCCUAAGUGAAGGAAAACAGGUUGCUUCAUUCUAAUCAUUCCCUAAUAUUGUUACUGCAGCUCAGUAGCCGAGAAUGGAGAUUUACCUAACGAAGGAAUCAUCCAUGAAAUGUGCAAGGACUAGAUUAAUGGUCUUAUGAUUUAAGCUUUCUUGAUCUUUCCACAGAAGACUUACUGUCUUGGCAGAAAAGUUAUGGCAGUGAACAAAUCUUUAAAGGUUACAAAAAGUACAAUAUUUAAAAUGUACAUCUGUGUGUUGUCCAGGUCCACUGUAAAAUGACAACCUUCUGUACAUAGUUUUAGUCAUAACAGUGCUGUUGGGUGUCGGAAGCAGGUCUGAAUUCAUUUCAACAAUUUAUGAUUGGACAGUGGAUGCCGAGAGCACCAAAAAUAUAUAUUUAUUGGUAUGUAGUGGUGAACCUAUUUUUCGGCUAUUCUGUUCUGAAAUGAAAGUGCUUGUAAACUCCUGUUGCUCAGUAUGUAAAUAAUUUUACAGAUGAUCA